UUGAGCAAUUAAGUAGAGAAAAGCACCUUCCCAAAAGAAAACCCCACACAUGAAGUACGUGAUAAGCACUUGCAAUAAUCAAAGCCAUGAUGGAACCAUGUGCGGUCCUAAAUUUUUGUUCUACACUUCACCUAUAUUUCAUCAAAUAUGCCACCUUUGACCUUCUCUCUCUCUCUCUACUCUCUCUCUUGUGAUAACCGCUGGAGUUACCAGUUGUUAAAGGCUGCUUCUUUUUUGUCUCUUUGGUGGUCUCUUUGUGCAGGCGAUCAAUACAAUAUUCACUCACAGCAAAGACCAAGUUUUACGUAAAUUCGGAAAUAUUCGACUUUCUAUCAAGAAAGCCAUGAGAAAUUUCAUGGUCUUCUUACACCACUACUUUAUGUGAUUGGGACAUGGACUGUUUAUUUCCUUGCUAUCAUGGAAAGAAAACGCCGAACUUGGAAAGCGAAAAAGUUUCACCGUUGGUUCUUGAGGAAGCAAAAGAAGGCCGAUUCGUUUCGACUAAGUGAUAAUUCAGAUGUGAGCGAAGAUGAGGAUGAUUUCACGGAUCAAUUAUCACUUCAGUCGUCGGAGAUGAAUCCGUGCAACACGAACGAUGAAUUGAGAAUUUUCGUGGGUACAUGGAAUGUGGCGGGAAGGUCUCCUGUGGGGAGUUUGGCUGUAGAUUUGGACGAAUGGCUGAAUCUCAAAGAUGCAGCUGAUAUCUAUGUUCUUGGAUUUCAAGAAAUUGUCCCAUUAAAGGCUGCAACAGUAAUUGGAGCAGAGGAUCCAACAGAAGCUACAAACUGGAAUGUACUAAUAGGGAAAACGCUGAACGACAAAUACGGAUGUCCAUCGUUAACACCUAUGGUACAUCCCAUCCCUAAUGAGAAUUAUCAAUAUAACGAAAAUCCCAACUCGGACCGGCACCAGAAUCAGUCAAGUAGGUACAAAUUAAUGGCAAGCAAGAAAAUGGUCGGUGUUUUUCUUAGUGUAUGGAUCAAAAGGGAAUUGCUCAACAAGUACGAUAUAUCGGGUGUUAAAGUCUGUUCGGUGGCUUGUGGAAUAAUGGGUUAUUUGGGAAAUAAAGGAUCGGUUUCCGUGAGUAUGUCUAUUGGAGGAACUAGUUUUUGCUUCAUAGCUGCGCAUUUAGCAUCUGGUGAGAAGAAAGGCGACGAAGGAAGAAGGAAUCACCAAGUCUCGGAAAUUUUCAGGAGAACCUCUUUCCCGAGGCUCCCGGAGGAUGGAGACAGAGUUCAUCCACUUACCAUCUUAGGACAUGAUCGGAUAUUCUGGUUUGGGGAUCUGAACUACAGAUUAUACCUAGAAGACAAGUCAGCAAGGCAGUUGAUAAAAGAGCAAGAUUGGAGUGGAUUGCAGAAGUUUGAUCAGUUGGGGAGGGAACUAGAAAGUGGCGGUGUAUUCCAGGGUUGGAAAGAGGGGAAUAUCGAAUUUGCACCUACUUACAAAUACUCUUCCUAUAACUGCAACAGGUAUUCGGGUGGAAUUCCAAGUAGAGCAGGAGAGAAGCAAAGAACUCCAGCAUGGUGUGAUAGGAUACUGUGGUAUGGUAAAGGAGUGAGACAACUUUCCUAUUUCCGAAGUGAAAGCAAGUUCUCUGAUCAUAGGCCUGUGUCAGCUCUUUUCUCUACUCCGAUUGGAGUAAAACAUGAAAAUGCAGGGUGUCCCACAACCCCAACCACUUUAGUCACCAAAACUCCUAGAAAAAUUCAAAGAAAAGAACCAUCUAGUGAAGAGGCUAUAUCCACAUUGCGGUCGUUGAUUGUGAGAGAUAUAGAAGAUUAGAAAGAUUAACCAACAAAUAUGAAGGCUUGUGGACCUGAUAGAUGAAGAAUGACGCAACUAUGUCUACCAACUGUGUUGAUAAAUCUUCAUAUACCCCCAGCCCGUUCCAUCAAACGAAAGUUAAAUUGUGUAUAGGAUGAGGAAAAAGAAAACGGGAAAAGGUCAUAUGCAUGUUGAAAGAAAAUUGUAAUAGUUGCCUAAUGUCGGGUUUUGAUAUAAGAAAACGGAAACUAUUUUGAUUUAUACGAGGUCAG
Messenger RNA from Erythranthe guttata (spotted monkey flower), 2039 nucleotides. Its product is annotated as type I inositol polyphosphate 5-phosphatase 4. NCBI's taxonomy places the organism in Eukaryota, Viridiplantae, Streptophyta, Magnoliopsida, Lamiales, Phrymaceae. The record is from RefSeq and is a predicted model, not a curated record. Gene Ontology annotation, biological process: phosphatidylinositol dephosphorylation. Gene Ontology annotation, molecular function: phosphatidylinositol-3,4,5-trisphosphate 5-phosphatase activity; phosphatidylinositol-4,5-bisphosphate 5-phosphatase activity; inositol-polyphosphate 5-phosphatase activity.